GGAAAAAUGGAGGAGAAGUAGCUUGAUUUAGCAGACCAAACACCAGACAUCAAAUACAAUAAAUAUCCACCAUACAGAUAAACUUUAACAGCAGAUUUAUUCUUGCAUCCAAAGUGAAAUGUCACUGAGUGCAACAUGUGACUCGGUCUCUCAGAAAAGGACUCUGUCGACUCUUCUGGCUGGUCGUGUUGUGAAGAGGCCAAAGCAGGAGGAUGGUCAGCGGCUGCAGGAGGCAGCGAUCCAGCUGUUGGAGCAGCAGCAGAGCCUCAGCUGUCUGCUCAGGGAGGUCGAGAAUCCAGAUCUGUGCAACAUUUUCCAAUCACAGAAUGGAAAUCAGAGUCAGGCAGAGUCUGAAGGUGUCUUAGCUACUUUUCAAGGUUCACUGCUGGUGUGUGAGCUGAGGCGCGAAGCCUCAAAGCUUGGUGUCCCGGUGGUGGGGCUUUCAGUCAAGAUGGUGCUGAAGAGACUGAGGGAGAUCACUGGUGUUGAAGAGCAGAAGGAGGAAGAAGACACAAGGAGAUAUCUGCUCUCUUACUCUCAACGAGCCCAGAUGUGUGUCCUGCUGGAGACCUGCAGAGAACUGCUGUCACAGGGAGCCCUCUGCCCCAAACUCCUGUGGCAGGAGUACAGAAGAGAAGAGAGGCUACCCAACCUGGAGAUGGUGUACCAACUUCAUGUUUACAGCAUCAUUACUCUGAAUUACAUCUUACAGAGUGAUGACGCCGUGAGACUCUGGUUGGGCUCUCAGUUGAAGUCUCUGUGCAGCUGCAGACUUUCACAUGGAGAGGAGGAAGAGACCAGAGAGGUUCAACAGAAGGUUUUAAUGACUUUGCUUGGAGUUUUGGUGGGAAUGGGCUUCGAGCAGAACCCUGAUCCAGCGCCAGCAGAGCGGAGGACGUCCCUGCUCUGCUGCUCCACGUUGGACGACAUGCUCUUCUGGCUGCUUGAUGCUGUGGAGGAGGGUUUAGACCCUCAGGCUGCAGGACCAGGACCAGGACCUGAGCUAUGGAUUAAGAUCUUUGAUGCUUCGUUGUGUGGAGUGUCGGCUUCAGCAGACGCCCUGCAGCGUUUCUUCACACACUCCCUUACACACUCUCUGACUUACAAGCCUCGACUUACAGUUUCAGAUGCCAUCACUCUGCAGAACAAGUGGAUAUUUGCAAAAUCCAGCCGCUUGUUGACGUCUCUUUUUCGUAAGCUGGCUGUGAUAUUCAACAUGGAGCAGCUGCUGAGUCACCUGCAACACGUUUUGGAAACCCAUGAGGUCAACUGGAAACAUGUCCUGUGCUUCGUCUCCACUCUGCUGGUUUAUAACCCCUGUGCCCAGUCCAGCCUGAGAGAUCUGCUUUCCAGACUACUGACUAAGGCAUUCGAAGGGUACGACUUGGAAAACAUGAUAACUGCCUUCCUAUUGGCUCGACAGGGAGCGCUGGAGGGACCCGGCAUAUUCCCCUCGUACAACGACUGGUUCAAGAUGUCAUUUGGUGGAGGCAGCAGCUUCCAUGCAACCAGCAAGAAAUCUCUGGUGUUUCUGCUGAAGUUCCUCUCAGACUUGGUGCCCUUUGAGCCCCCACAAUACCUCAAGGUUCACAUCCUGCACCCUCCAUAUGUACCCGUGAAACACCGCACUCUCCUGAUGGAAUAUAUCUCUCUGGCAAAGACGAGACUCGCUGAUCUCAAGGAAUCAGUGGAGGACAUGGGUUUAUAUGAGGAUAUUUCUGGUGCAGGAGGGGCAUCAGUGCAGUGUCAGGCCACCCAGGAUGUGGAGAAGGCUGUUUCUCUGUUUGAGAGUACAGGAAAAAUCUCAGCCACGGUUAUGGAGGCCAGUAUUUUCCGCAGGCCAUAUUUCCUGACACGCUUCCUCUCUGCAUUGCUGACACCACGAAUACUUCCUGUGAAGGCGGAUGCUCGGAUGAGUUUCAUAGAAGCUCUGAAAAAAGCAGAUAAGAUCCCUGCAGCUCAGUAUUUAUCCUAUGUGGAUGCCUGUCAGAAAGAGAGACAGACAGAUAGAAGUGCAGUGUGUUUGGACACUAAUGACGAUCCUCUGGAGGUCCUAAAGAGUCAGCUGCACGACUUCACACAGCUGGUUGUUGAGGGAAAUGAUGGAGAGAUGUCGGCACAGCUAUCCAGGAUCUUGCACACACUGAGCGUCAUCUUUCCUGGCCGUCCCAACGACUCUACUGGACAAAGAGUCAUCGACCUUCACAUCAACACUCCUCCGUCUCCCGAGCUCCAUGUCAAAGUCGUCAAUAUGAUCCUGAGAAACUUUUGCCAAUGCAUGUUAGGGUCUUGCAGAGGAAACCCUCCUAAUAAACAGAGCCUGUGGGCCUCCAGGUUUGUUGGCAUGCUGCUGGGUAGCACACAGUUCCUGUCCAGCCUCUUACACAGACUCUGGGACUUAUUUCAUAACCAGGGGUCAUCGCUGAGUGCAGCACACGUACUCGGUGUAGCAGCAUUAGUGGUCCACCUGCACGCCUCCAUUCCUCAAAGUCCUCUGGUUCAGCUGGUCCCACACAUCCUGCCUAGGCCCGUGCCUGUUGGAGAAGCUCUGAGCCUCGCGCUGGUUUGCAGCACACACACCAACAUGCUUUUCUGUGUCAGGUUGUGUGUGUCAGCUGUGUGUUACGGGAUCUGCAGAGGAGACACACUGCCUCAGCAACAACAACAGGACUACAUCAUCAACAGCUUUUAUAAGAAGCUUCUGUACCUCAUCCCAAGACUGUUGCCUGAAGCCAGAGGAACUACCGUCACUGCUGGAGGUCCAGUUAGUGAACACCAGGAGGAGAACUUGACCGGUCUGUGGAGCAGCGCCACAGACACCAACAGCAACUGGAGGAAGACCGCCUGGCACCUGUGGAGGCACCCUGCUUUUUGUCAGCUACAACAUAAACAUCAUUAUCAGUUAUUGUUCUCAGAAUGGCUGGCCAAUGAGCUCCAUGUACAGAGAAGUAAAGACGCCCUGUCAGAUCCCGAACGUCAGGAGUACCAGCAGUGGGCCUGCUUGGAGCACUACCUGCCUCUUUCAGUGGAGCAGGGAGGCUGUGGAGGAGACAUGAAGAACCUGUGCACUCAUCUGCUUAGUGCUAUCAUGGACCAGCAGCACUGCAAUGAGAGCCUCGAAAAACUUCAUCACAGAGUGUCAGAAACCGGAACCUGUCUGCCAGACAUCCUGUCUAGAUUACAGGAGCUUGUCUAUGAGAUGGAAGUGACCGACCUCUCUAGAAGCCGUCGAGGAAGAGCUGAUGUGUGUGACUCCCUUUUUGAGUUGGUGAAUCAGAGAUGUUCUCCUCCGGGGACCUCAGCUUCUCCCAGCGUGAGCACCGAGCUCAACCUGCAACACACACUGAACACAUGGAACAGAGUGCUGCUGGCUCUCCCAGCUGUGUUGAUCGUUCAUAUAAAGACUGAAGGAGGGAGGACAGUUCUGGACUGCAACAAGCUGAUUGAACAUGUCAACCAGCAUCAGAGGCAGGCGUGUUCUCCAGCUGGUUUGCUGUCUUUCCAUCUGACAGCACACCUCCUGAAAGGUGUGUUAUGUGCGAGUGUACGUUGUGGUCGCUCAACGGAGGAAUUCAACAGAGGCUGGUCUCAGAUCAGUCUACACUGUCCUCUUCUCCUGCUCUCCACAGUGCACUGGUGGGAGCGUCUGUCUCCUUUGCUGUUGUCUCUGUGGCGUCGUCUGUGUGAUGGAGAGCCUUUGCCAGAGCAGCUGCAGCUCCUCACUGACUGUCACAGCUGGGCAUCCAGUUUAGAGAAGGAUCCGCUGUCGUCGUCACCACCAGUACCUGCAGCUUCAGCUCUGCUGCUGGCAGCCUGCCUGCACUGUGCCUGGCGAGGCUGUGGUUAUGACCCACAGGGCUUUAGUGCUGCCAUAAAUAAGCUGAGACCAGAGAGGACGAAACAGGUGGUGGUUCUUCUGUUUUUCCUGUUUGUAAACGACUAUCUGUCAGCACUUCUGUUUCCUCAGGAGAAGAGCCACCAGAAAGCAAUGAGUGUUUGCACUGAGCUGCUGCGAGUGUUGGUGGACUCAGCUGACUGGCUGCUCAUUUUUAAUUCAAAUGAUAAAAAUGUUUACCAUUUGGUAACCAUGGUGACAUCAGAUGAGUUUACUCGACUGAUGCCUUGGGCCUUCUACAGCCUGCUGCUCCAGCAGAGUGCUGAGCUGCAUCAGAGAGCUGUGAGUGGUCCCGGGUUCCUUCAUACAGCUGUUCUCUGCUACAUCAAUCUGCUGCAGCUUUUCCUGGAAGGACACAACCUUACACCAACAACUGAGCACUCUGACCAUCAGAUGGAGCCUUUCAAGAUUCUGAGGCAGGCCAAGCAGUUUCUUCUGAGAGCGAUUUCACAGACGUCUCCAACUGCUCUGUCUGCCAGCCAACUCGCACAGCUGCAGUCUCAGUGUGCAGACCUGGACCCAGAGGUGGCAGCAGCUCUCUCUGUGCAGCUCAACCCUCAAAGCCUCAGCCCCGAGAUGGACUUCCUGUAAACAGCUACGCACUCAUGUUCAAUCAAAGACGUUAUCUAAAGUGAUCAGUUAAAUAUACUUCACAGAAACGUCUCACCUUUUCAAUUGUACAGCCGUUUGUUCAAAUGUUAAUCUACUUUACGUCCCACAGACACAUGUACCUGUUGUGAUAUUUAUUCAACUGUUCAGAUUUUAACGGGAAAGAGUCAAAAACUGUUUAUACACAGCUUUGUAAAAAAAAGUUAACAUUUAUUCACAUUAUAGACACAGUACUUUAUAACACACAUGUACAUCUGAAGCCCUUUCCACUGUUUACAACACAGACUCAGCAUUGUAACAAGUUCAUAAAAAACAGUAACUUAAUAAAACUGAAUGUUUUGAGGAAA
This is a messenger RNA of Labrus bergylta (ballan wrasse), 4851 nucleotides long. RefSeq names its product FA complementation group A (gene fanca). Gene Ontology annotation, cellular component: Fanconi anaemia nuclear complex. Gene Ontology annotation, biological process: interstrand cross-link repair. The record is from RefSeq and is a predicted model, not a curated record. NCBI's taxonomy places the organism in Eukaryota, Metazoa, Chordata, Actinopteri, Labriformes, Labridae.